This is a messenger RNA of Dinoponera quadriceps, 2812 nucleotides long. RefSeq names its product U4/U6.U5 tri-snRNP-associated protein 1. The record is from RefSeq and is a predicted model, not a curated record. NCBI's taxonomy places the organism in Eukaryota, Metazoa, Arthropoda, Insecta, Hymenoptera, Formicidae. The transcript is spliced from 11 exons. Gene Ontology annotation, biological process: mRNA cis splicing, via spliceosome; maturation of 5S rRNA. The coding region runs from base 159 to 2402 and encodes 747 amino acids. Gene Ontology annotation, cellular component: U4/U6 x U5 tri-snRNP complex.
UCCAAGAUGGCGAAAAGAGUGCAUUGAAGCUACUUACGGCGUGUUUUCUUGCAUCGUGAUACCUUGAAUUGUCGACAAUCUCGCAAUAGCGAUAUAUUAUCGUUGUAUAAUUAAAGCGGUAUAAGUGUAUAAUUCUAUAAUCUCGCUAUUGUGUCAACAUGGGUUCCAAUAAACGUCACAAAACCGAGAAGUCUCGUGAUACGAAGAAGAAGCGUCAUCGCAGUCGCUCCAGGAGCUAUACACCCGACCGGAAUGAGAAAUCGGAGAAGCACAGACAUCACAAGAAGCACAGGAGGAAAGAGCGCAAGGAUUAUGAUAGCGAUGUUGAGAUUGUCAACGCUCCACCACCACCGAAAAUAUCAAAAUCAUCACACCCAUCGACGCCUCCACCACCUGAAAUUUCCAAACAGCGCAGCCCAUCCCCUAUAAAAGGCGGAGCAGCACAGACUUCUUUAUCCAUCGAGGAAACCAAUAAGCUUCGUGCGAAAUUAGGCUUGAAACCGUUGGAAAUUGAUAAUACAUCCAAAGAUGACCCCAAUAAAAUCAAGGAUGAUUUGGGAGAAUUCUAUCAUAAACCUGCACCAAAUAAUAAUGAAAAGAUAAGAGCAGAGAAACUAAGAGAAAAGUUAGGUACCCAAAAACAAAAACGACAGAUUGAGGCAAACUUGUCGAAGGUAAAAUCCUUGGGUGAUUAUGAUUCGGACGAUGAUACUCAAGCAUGGAUCACCAAGUCCAGACAAUUGGAAGAAGAGAAAAAGAAAGCAGAGGAGAGAGCAAAGAUGUUGGAUCAAUUGGAUGAAGAAUUUGGAAUCGGUAAUUUGGUUAAGGAAGAAAUACACACUGCUCGUAAUACAGCAUAUACAGGGAAAGAUUUAAAGGGUCUUAAAGUUGAACACAGUAUUGGAACGUUUGAGGAAGGUAAAACAGUGAUCCUAACAUUGAAGGAUCAACCGGUACUAGAUGAAAAUGAUGACCUACUCGUAAAUGUGAAUAUGAUCGAUAACGAACGCUACAAACGUAGUAUUUUAAACAAAACUAAGAAACCUACAUACGAUCCAUACGAUGAUGAGAAUUUCGACGAAUAUGGAUUCCCGAAAUCUAAGAUUCUGGAAAAAUAUGAUGAAGAGAUCGAUGGCGAGAAAAGGGACAAUUUUGUGUUGGGUUCUAAUAACUCGAUGGAAGGGAAACGACGACAAGUGGAAACGGUGAAGCAACGUUUAGCGAAUAAGAAGUUGGAAACCUUGCAAAUGGCCGAACCGAAAUUAGCGAGUGAAUAUUACAAUGAGGAAGAGCUGGCCAAGUUUAAGAAACCAAAGAAAAAGAUUCGGAAAAUUAGAACAAAAAAGAAGUUGAAGGCCGAUGACUUGGUUCCUGUCGAGAAUGACUAUCUCAGGGAUCUUGGAAGUAGAAGAAGGAAGAAACCAGAAGACUCUAAAGAUAAUGAUGCUUUAGAUGUCGAUGAUUUGGAAGCUCCCACAGAGGAUCUUACUGGAAUAAAACUUGAGGAGGAUGAUAAGGAACUUGAGUUACAGUUGGCUUUGAAGAAAGCUCAGCGUUUGAAGGAAGGACAUCCAGGUGGCAUCCAGAAAACUGUCGAAACGAUAAAACAGGAAAUUCUCAAUUCAGAGGAGAAUCAGCCUGGUAAUAUUGUUCUUAAUGCCACUGCGGAGUUUUGCAGAACCUUGGGAGAUAUACCCACGUAUGGGCUCGCUGGAAACAGAGAAGAGAAUGGACAAGAACUUAUGGAUUUCGAAUUGGAUGGGAUUAAAGAUGAGCCACCAGCGAACGAAGACGAAGACGACGGUCGUGGUGCCUGGAAUACAGUACACUUAGACGAGAAUACGUCGGAACCAGUCGUGAUGGAGGCAGCGAUUCUGGACGCCGAGCCCUCACUCGGACACGGGGUGGGUGGGGCUUUGAAAUUGGCAAUGAGCAAAGGUUACUUGCAAAAAGAGGACAGCAAUCGGCCGUCGGCCUCACGAUUUGCACAUCUGCAAGCUCAGAAUUAUUCGAUAGAGGACAAAACAUACGGAGACGACGACAAAUUCGGCAGAAGAGAUCGUUUCAACGGGCCGACGUCUGAUUUCAAAGAGAAAGAAGGUUUCAAGCCAAACGUUAAGCUCGAGUACAUCGACGAUGACGGCCAUGUUCUAAGCGCCAAGGAAGCUUUCAGAUACCUAUCACAUAAAUUUCAUGGGAAAGGUCCAGGAAAAAAUAAGGUGGAAAAGAGGAUGAAGAAAGCCGAGCAAGAAGUUCUCAUGAAGAGGAUGUCUUCAACGGAUACCCCCUUAGGUACACUGAAUUUACUACAAGCGAAACAAAAGGAGACUCAAUCGCCGUACAUAGUACUCAGCGGCAGUAAACAGAUGCAAACGACAAGUAUAUCCAAGACAAAACAUUAAGGAGUAAAAAAAGCAAGGAAGGAUAGGAAUUGUAUAUAACCUUACAUGUAUAGUGUAGCAUCCGGGCAUACAAUACAAAAUUCGUAAUCUCGUGCAACAAAGAUGUCAACCAAAAGGCUCGAGGGCGAAGAACCGCGGUUUUUUUUCUUUCAAUGACGAAAUUAUGAGCAUGGUAUAACAAGCAGAAUAACGACAUACGAAUAACUCCUAGUUCCAAUUCAACCGGUUUUGCAUCUGUGUAACUUGUCUGGGUUUGUAAUACAUCAUUCGAAAGCAUAAAAGUGGAAAUAAUAAUUUUAUAGACUAUUACCUUAUGCAAUAAAGCAAACUUCACACAUAGCAUAAGCACAUUUCUUAAGUGUAUCACCUACCGGAGACGCCGUGGGAAUAAAAUGACCAUUUUCCGUGUG